Messenger RNA from Laccaria bicolor S238N-H82, 369 nucleotides. RefSeq lists its product as uncharacterized. The record is from RefSeq and is a predicted model, not a curated record. The transcript is spliced from 3 exons. The coding region runs from base 1 to 369 and encodes 122 amino acids. Lineage: Eukaryota; Fungi; Basidiomycota; Agaricomycetes; Agaricales; Hydnangiaceae.
AUGGCCUCUGGAAUAUCGAUACUGGUUACCGCGUCAAAAAUUUCGAGGUCUCUCGAUGGUAACCGUGAUAUCGAUGAAGGAGGCAAGACGGGAGGUUGUAAUGCUCCCUCCUUCAAUUUCGUCAACGUCCCUCUUCGUCUUGAUCAAACCCCCCUCGGACCUCUUCUCGGUGAACUCCCGUCCUCGUCGCUGGUCUACCUCAAGGCCCGUCAAAGUAUUGCUCUCAUGUUCACGCUCGUGGUCGACUUGUUCAGUCGAGCGCGUUUUCUACGAUCCAUCCUACAUAUUGAAAAAGAUAUUCUGGCCAACGUGGGGGUCGAACCCAAGACCUUCGCGUUAUUAGCACGACGCUCUAACCAACUGAGCUAG